AUGCUAAUUACUAAAGAUAUCGAGAUCGAACUGGUCACCAACGGCGAAGGAGGUAGAUAUGAUUUUGGCAGCAGAGGUGGAGGUGGCGGAAGCGAUGGAGGUGAUAAUAGUGACAAUAAAGGCAGGGGAGAGGAGGGGCCGAAAAAGAAGAGAGAAGAAAGGGAUGUCAGAGUUGGUAGUGGGAAGGGGCGCAGGACAUGGAUGUGGGGAGGGGAGAAUCGAGGGAGGGCUAGUGGUGGAGGAUUGUGGGCUCCACUUGCCACUGUCACUCACUCAAUUGGUGAAUAA
Messenger RNA from Prunus armeniaca (apricot), 288 nucleotides. The record is from the annotation of a GenBank genome assembly. NCBI's taxonomy places the organism in Eukaryota, Viridiplantae, Streptophyta, Magnoliopsida, Rosales, Rosaceae.